AGCCGCUGGUGCUCCGUUGAGCGCCUCUUCCGGGCGGUGAAAACGGAAGGAGUCGGCGGCCACAGCCAAAGAUCUGCAAACACUGCGCAUACGUUGUGUUUUAUUGGCACAAAAUGAGCCAUAAGAAGAAGCGCAGCCCAAACACGCACAAUGACACAUGGGUGGUUGUGGCUGCAGACUCGGCCGUUGAAGCGCCCCGGCGGAAGGACGGAGACCCGCUUUUGGUGCAACUCAGGAACCCGUGCACAGGUGUUGCCUCACUGUACAUGUUUGGGAGUGAUGAUGCACAUCUCUAUGAGGUAAAAGCAUUUAAUGAGGACUGCCACUCUUGGUUCAUCGGCCAGACCGUACAUAGAGAUGGAAGACUUCUGUACAUUACUCCAGUGGACCCUCUCUAUCAUCUUCUGCCCUACUUGAUAAAAGUAGCAAAAGAGGGAAAAUUUCAACUUUUGCAGCAGAUGGUGAUAGAUGAAGAUUUCCCAGUAUGCUCUAGGCUGUUGAACUGUAAGGAGACAAAAGCCUCACUUGGCCUUGUUGCUGAGGAAAAAGAAGUUGCAGGUCAGAAGUUCUAUAGAUACAGCCAGGAGAAAACAAUGGAGUGGUUGAAGAAAAAGGUGGAUAAAACUGUGAAAGCUCUUAAAAAUAGUAACAUAUCAGUCGGAGGAGGUGUGAAAUCAACAACAUACAUCCGGGUGAAUCAAGAAUGUGAUUUUUGCGAAGAGGAUUACCUGCGAUAUGCCCAUGGAUUAAUAUCAGAAUACAUCAGUGAAGACUUGAGCAAAGACCUCCUCAAACAUUUACAGUUGCCAGAGGUUUUGAGUCCAAAUGAGGCAGAACCUCCGUCUAAGAAGCGAAAAGUGUCAGACAAACCAGUGGAGGCCGGGGAAGACUACACCAAGUUCAACAGUACAGAUUUCGCCAGAAAACCCCCAAAAAAGAUGACAGCUGCACAGAAAUCUCUGGCCAAAGUGGACAAAACAGGGAUGAAGAUCAUGUCUGCGUUCUUCAGCCCUAAAGCAAAGACUGAGAAGUAAGGGAUGAGGACUAAUAAAUGUAUGCUUUUGAUAAUAAACUAAAAAAAAAAAAAAAAAAAAAACCCUUUUAAUCUUGUCAAUAUUCAGAACAGACUGCCAACUUGUUUAUAUUUCUGAAUUUUUUGUUGCCUGCAUUAAAAAGCAUUUUUUAACAUGUAUUAUUUGACAAUUUGUAAAGUAUUUGAAAAUAUUUCAUCCACCCAUCCAUUCACUUACUAGUAUUUGACAAUGAACAUUUUCAGUAGUUUCAGAUUUUGGGUUGUAUUUCUAAAGACAGCCUAGGUCUUUGAAUGCUACAAAACACAGGCUUGAUCUUAAAGGCAGUCUGUAGUUUCCACCACUUUUAAAGUUUUAAUAAUAUAGCUCAACUGAACAUACUAUGUUUAUGUGUGCAAGUUACACAUUAAGUGUGGUGCGCUCAAAAGCACAAGAUAAACAAGAAAGCAAAUUGCAUGCACAACUUUGCCUUAUUUUCACCUCAAGAAGUGACAUUAUACCGUAUAACAAAGU
Scleropages formosus (Asian bonytongue) is the source of this 1544-nucleotide messenger RNA. RefSeq names its product ribonuclease H2, subunit B (gene rnaseh2b). The transcript is spliced from 11 exons. Gene Ontology annotation, cellular component: ribonuclease H2 complex; nucleoplasm. The coding region runs from base 114 to 1034 and encodes 306 amino acids. The record is from RefSeq and is a predicted model, not a curated record. Gene Ontology annotation, biological process: RNA catabolic process. NCBI's taxonomy places the organism in Eukaryota, Metazoa, Chordata, Actinopteri, Osteoglossiformes, Osteoglossidae.